Clarias gariepinus (North African catfish) is the source of this 2896-nucleotide messenger RNA. It is a transcript of the gene etv5b, whose product is annotated as ETS variant transcription factor 5b. Bases 251 to 1804 code for a protein of 517 amino acids. Lineage: Eukaryota; Metazoa; Chordata; Actinopteri; Siluriformes; Clariidae. Gene Ontology annotation, biological process: cell differentiation; regulation of transcription by RNA polymerase II. Gene Ontology annotation, molecular function: sequence-specific DNA binding; DNA-binding transcription factor activity, RNA polymerase II-specific. The transcript is spliced from 12 exons. The record is from RefSeq and is a predicted model, not a curated record. Gene Ontology annotation, cellular component: nucleus.
AGUCUGGAGAAGCUUGCUGUGAUCGCGCAGCAGAGCGUGCACCCGAGGGUCGCGUGCUUAUCUUGGGAGUGAAUAAAUAGCUGUUGUUGUUUUUUUUUUCUUGUUUGUUUUUACACUUUAAAAAGGAUUAAAUCAUAAGAAGGGAGCUGACAGGCGAGGAGAUCUCCCCCGUGAGAAAGAAGGAAAAAGAAGGAGAGGACGCGUCUCCCUCCAUCGUUUCCUUCCGUGUUUGAUUUGUUGAUCCCACAGCAUGGACAGUUUUUACGAUCAGCAAGUUCCUUUUGUGGUGCCGUCCAAUAAAUGCCAUGCCAAGGAGCUACCAUGCAAGCCACUGAGUGAUAGGAAGAGGAAGUUCAUGGAUCGUGAGCUCGCACAGGACACUGAAGAGCUGUUUCAGGACCUCAGUAGGCUGCAAGAAAUAUGGAUAGCUGAAGCCCAAGUACCUGACGACGAACAGUUUGUUCCAGAUUUCCAGGACAGCUUGAUGUUCCAUGGCCAACCUCAAGCCAAAGUGAAGAGGGAAGUCAGUCCGAGCAGAAACUUUUCCCCCUGUGGACAAGAGCAGAGACUCUCGCCAUAUGGAGAGAAGUGCCUUUACAACAACUUUACAAGUGCCUAUGAACAGAAGCCGUUUGGAUUCAGCAAACCCUCAGCAUCGCCCCCUACCCCUGUAUCACCUUGCAACUCCUCCCAUAAUCCAGGGGCACAUGCCCUGCAAAAGAGAGUCACACCUCCAGUCCAUACUCAGACACGUGGGCUACCAGCUGUCACUGGCCACACUCAUCAGAGAAUACACAGCACAGUUCACAGCCAAAGUCCACCUUUUGCAGUGCCCCGUCCACCUGUGGGUCACCCAGAUAUCUCUUAUGCAGAUCACAGAUUCCACAGACAGCUCUCAGAGCCAUGUCUGCCCUUCCCACAGCCCGAAGCCUGCACUGGGACUCCAUACCCACCACAAAAUGGCAACCUAUAUCCCCGGGACAAUCGGCCACACUACCACCGCCAAAUGUCUGAGCCGGUGAUCCCGCUUCCUCCACGGGGGUUUAAGCAAGAGAUGGUGGAUCCCCGGUACCCUGAACAGGGUGCCUCUAAUGUUGCAGCCAGUCGUGUUCCAUCGUUCCAUCAUAUGUCCAUCAAACAGGAGCCCAGAGAAUUUGGCAUAGACUCUGAAAUUCAGAGCUGCCAGUCAUCCUUUGGGAAGUCAUCAAACUUCUAUCAGGCUAACAGUGAAGGGUUCAUGUAUGACGGAGAGCCUCACCUCUAUUACGAAGACGCUUGUGUGGUGCCUGAGCGGCUCGACGGAAAGUGCAAACAGGAGGGAGUGGGCUUCAGGGACGGGCCUCCGUACCAGAGGCGGGGCUCCCUGCAGCUCUGGCAAUUUCUGGUCACGCUACUGGACGAUCCAUCCAACAGCCAUUUUAUUGCAUGGACCGGGCGUGGGCUUGAGUUUAAACUCAUUGAGCCAGAAGAGGUGGCCAGGCGGUGGGGAAUCCAGAAGAACAGGCCUGCCAUGAACUAUGACAAGCUAAGCCGAUCUCUCCGCUACUAUUAUGAGAAGGGCAUUAUGCAGAAGGUAAAGGUGGCAGGUGAGCGGUAUGUGUACAAGUUUGUAUGCGACCCAGAAGCUCUCUUUUCCAUGGCCUUCCCUGAUAACCAAAGGCCAAGCCUAAAAGUCGACCCUGAUGGCAUGCAGGUCCCUGAGGAUGACACAGUCCCUCUGUCCCACUACGAUGAAGCCAGCAGAGCCUCCUAUGUUGAUGGCAGGGAUCAGUGCUUGUCUUAUCCUGACGGCUACGCUUACUGAACUGUUUUAAUCUCGGUUUGGACUCCAGAGUCCCCUUUGCCUGAUGAGCAGGUCCAUACAACUCCACAUCCACAUGCAUGGUGAUUUCCUCCUGCUACAAAAAUCGCAAUUAUUUACAUGUACAUGUAUACUAUACAUGCUUGUAUCAUUUUUUUUUUUUUUUUUUUUUUUUUUUUAACCCAACUUUCGUUUCUUUCUUCAGUUCAUUUGAACUCCUUUCACCAAGCAUGCACAUUCUCUACUGUAAUACACACUUUUUUUAAAAAAAGUAAUUUGACACUAAAAACGCUGUAUUUUUAAACCUACUUCAGGUUUACAAUGUAUAAAUCUCUAAGUGACUAUCCUAAGAUGGCUUUUGUGCACUGUUUCUUAUGUAGAACCUGCUGUGUACUUUUCAGCGCUGUGCUUAAGUGAGAUUUCUAAAACUAUGGCAUCUUUCAUGCUGAAUUUAUUAAAGUAUGUAACUUGAUUGAAUGAAAGGUUUGCAUAUAAUUCCAGCCACGCGAAUGCACAGGCUUUAUACUGUAUGAAAAUACGCAAGGGUUUCUGCUUUUGUAGAAAUACUGAAAGAGUAAAGUCUAUGUAUAAUUAUAUAAGUAUAUUUUUGCAACGUCUGCAUUUGUUUUGACUGUUGUAAAAGCUAUAUACCAGACAUUUCUUGCUCUAAUAUCUGUUUAGUUUACAUAGUGGAACCUUAAGCUGUGUCUAAACAGGUAUUCUAAGGGUUUAUCUUUUUUAAAACUUAGUAUCUGAGGGAUUUGAAUUCCUGCAUUAAAAAAAAAAAAAACUUGUCUGAAUAGACAAAUGUGGAUUUAUGAGAAAAUGUAUCAGACAAUCUAAUAUUUUAAGCAUCGUAGUAGCUGUUUAAAGGUAGCCCAGGGUUUAGUUUUGUCCUUAAGCUCAUGUUACAGAGACGUUCCAGUAAAUGCUGAGCCAUAGAUCCUUGUACUUGUAAUGUCAUAACUUAGCAAUGGGUUUUAUUCAGCAGUAAUCAGAACCUCACCUCUGUAACAUGGGAUUUAUGGGUAACCUUUACAUCUACUAUUAAGCUUUAUAAUCUGUACUGGGUACAAUAAACACUUUUCUGCUUCA